Somion occarium is the source of this 2257-nucleotide messenger RNA. NCBI's taxonomy places the organism in Eukaryota, Fungi, Basidiomycota, Agaricomycetes, Polyporales, Cerrenaceae. The record is from the annotation of a GenBank genome assembly.
AGCGAAUGGGCUGGCUGCAACUGGCUGCAGGAGGUCGCGCGAAAGUGACAGACGCGACGCACGUGUAGCGUGACGCGUGACCGAGGACAGAAUUUUGACCGUUGAGAGUUGGCGAGCAUUCUUACGCCGUUCUUGCACCUGCUCCGGCUGUCGUCCUUUCUUUUGUGCCCGUCAUGACCAAGUACAUCGUCGUUUCUGGAGGUGUUGUUAGUGGUAUCGGGAAGGGCGUUAUUGCCUCUUCAACCGGCUUGCUUUUGAAAACAACGGGUUUGAAGGUCACUGCGAUCAAGAUAGACCCAUACAUGAACAUUGAUGCCGGCACAAUGAGACCUCAGGAACAUGGCGAGGUUUAUGUUCUUAAUGACGGCGGAGAAGUCGACCUGGACCUUGGAAACUACGAACGUUACCUUAAUGUUACCUUGUCCCGCGAUAACAACAUUACUACCGGAAAGAUCUACAGGGAGGUUAUUGAGAAGGAGAGGCGCGGAGACUACUUGGGCAAGACGGUACAGAUCGUUCCCCAUGUCACAAAUGCUAUUCAAGAUUGGAUUGAACGAGUUUCUAAAAUCCCCGUUGAUGACACCGGUGAAGAGCCGGAUGUUUGUAUUGUCGAGCUUGGCGGAACUGUGGGUGAUAUCGAGUCAGCGCCGUUCGUCGAGGCCAUGCGUCAAUUCCAGUUCCGCGUGGGUUAUGAGAACUUUGCUCUCAUUCAUGUCUCCCUCGUUCCGGAUAUGCACGGUGAACAGAAGACAAAGCCUACCCAGACUACCGUCCACGCAUUGCGCGGACUCGGUCUUCUGCCUGACCUGAUUGCUUGCCGACUUAUUGUACAGAAGCCCUUGGAACCAGCUACCAAAGCCAAAAUCUCAAUGUUCUGUCAUGUAUCCCCCGAGCAAGUCGUCGGUGUACACGACGUUUCAUCCGUCUACCACGUUCCUCUCCUUCUUCAGUCGCAGGGUAUCGUGGAAUUCCUGCAGAAGCGACUAAACCUUCCCAGCAUCAAGCUGACCGAGGAGAUGAGAGAUCGAGGCGAAAGCCUUCAGAAGAGAUGGAAAGAACUCACAACUCGUCAGGAACGAGCCUUCGAUGAAGUCUCUAUCGUUCUUGUUGGCAAAUACACCGACCUCAAAGAUUCCUAUAUGUCUGUAACGAAGUCGCUGGAACACUCUGCGUUCCGAUGCAAGCGAAAACUCAUCCUCAAAUGGGUCGAUGCAUCCGAUUUAGAACCGGAGACCCAAGUCACAAGCCCGGCUCGGUACCACGACGCUUGGGGUGCAGUCGUCUCUGCAGGUGGUAUCCUCGUCCCCGGCGGAUUCGGUGUUCGCGGAACUGAAGGGAUGAUCCUGGCGAUCAAGUGGGCGCGUGAACAGAAAUGCCCCUUCCUCGGUAUUUGCCUUGGUUUCCAGCUUGCUGUUGUCGAGUGGGCUCGACACGUCCUUGGCAUGAAGAAUGCGACUUCCGCUGAGUUCGACCCGAAUACAGAGGAGCCCGCUAUCAUUUUCAUGCCCGAAAUCUCCAAAACGCACAUGGGUGGGACCAUGCGUCUCGGUCUCCGACCCACUGUUUUCGACCCCGCCGCUGACUGGUCGAAAUUGCGCAAGCUGUACGGUGGUGCCGCGGAGAUUUGGGAACGUCAUCGUCACCGCUACGAAGUGAACCCGGCUCUUAUCGAGAAAUUUGUGGCAAGCGGUCUUGUGUUCGCCGGCAAAGACGAGAAGGGCGAGCGAAUGCAAGUACUGGAACUGCCAGAUCAUCCAUACUUUGUCGGCUUGCAGGCACAUCCAGAGUUUUGCUCUCGACCACUCAACCCUUCACCUCCGUUCCUAGGCUUCGUCGCUGCUGCUUGUGGACCUACCGUCCUGCAAGAGCAAAUCGACCAGCAACUCCACUCCUUCGUACCACCACACCCCAAGGAUGCCAUGGUAAGCGAAGAGCAGCUGAGGCAAGAAGAGCCUCUUCCGCGCGGUAAGGAGGUGCUCUUGACAGCAGACCCAUAGCACUUUCGGAUCGAAGGUCCUGACGGACACAUAUCACAUUGCUCUCGGUUGUGUAUGUUUCAUCAUGUUGCGUUGGCUGUCGUUGUUGUGUAGACAUAUUGUAUAUGGUUGGGGUAGAAACACGAAGGUAUACACAUGAGGAGGGGGUUUUAAAAGUAGAAUCUAUAGAGAUUAAAGCAUGACAUAAAGGGACCCGUACAUGCGCAAGUAUAAUGCUGCUACCUAUCACCUACAGAAUAUAAUAUACAUCACACAUCCCC